UCACGCCCCCAGAAUUGCGCGGCAUCGGUGGUGGCUGGACACGGGAGACAGCCUCCUACCGUAUCGAUAUUUUUAGCACCUGGUUCGUGUUGCACAGUCGCGAGAAGCUACUCCUCGGUCUCUGCGCCACGGUUAGAGCAGGGCUCGCGGGGAGCACGAGGGAGCUACGUCGCCUGUGCGUGCAGCUGUUUGGCUGAGGACUAGGCGGAUAACGGACCGAGAGCGUGGAGCGGAGACUUCUGGAGGAGGCGUUGUACCUCAUAUCAUCACCUGUCUUUACUCCGGUGCUGGUCGGACGGCUCGCCAGCUGAUGGCUAGUCCCGCAUGUGGAAAUUCCCCGGGUGCCCCGCCGCGGGAGCAGAAGCCGAUGGAACCGAGCCAUCCCGAGCCAGCAGCCUGCCAGGAGGCACAGAAGUGGGUAGAGGCUGUAACAGGGAAGAGCUUUGGAGACAAAGACUUCCGCAGCGCACUGGAGAACGGUAUCCUGUUAUGCGAGCUACUGACUGCAAUCAAGCCAGGGCUGGUCAAGAAGAUCAAUAGACUGCCCACCCCCAUAGCUGGGCUGGACAAUCUGUCGGUCUUCCUUCGAGGCUGUGAGGAGCUAGGCCUGAAGGGCUCCCAGCUGUUUGACCCGGGGGACUUGCAGAACACUUCCAUAUGUGCUAACCUCAAGGACUCUGACUGCAACCGCAAAUUAAAAAAUGUGUUGAACACGGUGUUCUGGCUGGGGAAGGCUGCCAGUGGCUGCCCCUCUUACAGCGGCCCUACUCUCAACCUCAAGGAGUUUGAGGGGCUUCUUGCUCAGAUGAAGGUGGAAAAUGAAGACGGAGCGGACAGUCCUCAACAGCGCAGUGUUCGAGACAGUGGCUACGACUGCUGGGACUCAGAGAGGAGUGAAUCUCUCUCUCCACCAAGACACACUAGAGACAACUCUUUGGACAGCCUGGAUUCCUUCGGUUCUCGCUCACAGCACAGUCCUUCUCCUGAUGUUGUCAAUCGAGUCAUUGGAGAUGGGCGAGGCAGCGACUCGGAGGCCGAUGCGUCCAACAGGAAGCCAGAUGUAAGAAAGGACGAUAUGUUGGCCAGACGGACUGCCAAAAGCGAAUCAAGAUGCUCCAUUCCCUUCAACCAGUUCCUUCCAAACCGAACCAACGCCAGCUCCUAUGUCCCCGCGCCGCGACGAAAACAGCAUACAGAAGAAGUAGAACAACGCAGUCACCCUCAAGCCACCCAGGAACAAGGCAAAAGAGUGGGACCGCACCAUAAAACCCCCAAGACUGUCUCUUGGGCACCUGAAAACAAUAGAAACAAAGUAAAACAGGUAGAGGACGUGGGUGGGUCGGAGAGGAGGAGGAUGCAGAAGUUGGAGAAGGCAGGAAUUAAAGUUCUACCUGCUGCUGUUCACUACAUCAGCCCUCCCACAUCAGAGGAUAAAGAAGUGAAGCCCCCAUCCCCAAACAUCAUCCUUCGCUCUGAAAACGACUUUUUGAACUCUCAAAGUUCUGCGUGGGACUCCUCCUCAGAGGGAGAGGAAGAAAUGGAGAAGCGGAAAGUUCCAGAUGUACAUAAGGAUGACUUGGCAUCCAGACGAGUUCAUCACAUCCCCGUUGUUUCCAAGGUUCAUCAGUUCCUCCCUCCUCCAGUGUGUACCAGCAAAGACCGAGAGCGCUGGGAGGGAAUCAGACGAGCCUCACAGCGAACUCUGCAGGAGGAGGAGACCAGGGAGAAGGAAGCUGUCUCUGACAUCAUAACUCGCAAAGGCAACCCCUUCCUAAAGGAAGGGGGGGAAGAAGAGGAUGUGGGAAAAGAAAGGAUGGAUGAAGCCAUUCCUAAUAAGCAGACGGAUGACCUGGCUCGUAGGCGGGCUCAGAGCAGACCUCUCCCUCACAGGGAAGGACCGGUGAGCUUUGUGCCGUCUUCCAUGAGCCCGGCUGAUUUGCAGAAGUGGGAGAGACUCAAGAUGACUGAACCAAGCGAGGAUGGGCCAGCCCCAGUGUGUCAGGCCUGUCUGCGAAAAUAUAGGAGCCCUUUCAGCAGAUCAGCAAAGGCUGGACAAGGUCACAGCAAAGUUGUGACCUUUGGGGGCGUGACUGAGAUCGAGCAGCCUAUAGACAGUGUCAUGACAAGUGAAGGGGAGGAGACAGAGUUGCUUAGACGACUCCUUUCCAAGGCAACCGUAGCCAUGGCCCUGGGCUCCCAGCUGUCAGAGCGAGAACGCAGCAGCUUCGUAGAUGACGCUGAGCCCAGUCAAAGCACCUCAACCUUUUUGGAUCUCCAACCCUGGACCCUCCGAGCCAACCUUUCCGCUGCUGAAGUUGAUGCUCGUUUUGCUCAGUAUGAACAGAGAGUAGAGGCCGAGGAGGAGGAGGAUGAAGAGGAAGAGGAGAGGAUCCCAGAUCUUCAGAAAGAUGACAUGAUGGCAAGGAGGACAGGUGUUUUUCAGAAACCAGCAGCUGCUACAGUGAGUCACCAGCGUUUCCUGCCGCUGCCGGGCUCAAAGCGCUCCACACAAGCAGAGCUAGCCACGGAUGCUGCUCCACGUAGCAAAAAGGAAGUACAGAGAAGCAGGGAACUGAAUGUCAGAGUGGAUCAUCAGCAUCCCAGAGUUCCCAUGGAAACACCACAGCAGCAUCUGGAGGAGAAGAAUGACGAAAAUGAGCCUGACCUGGAGAAAGAUGACAUGAUGGCUCGUAAGACCAAAUCGUUUCAAAAAACAAGUGCGAUCAGAUCGAAUCAGUGCUUCAGUCAGUUCCUGCCCACACCUGGAUCAGUCAAAUACAGCAUGAGCCCGGCGAGUGCAGCCAAGGAGCCACUCAGCAGACCCAAACUCACCCAACACACAGACAGAGAGAGCAGCAUUGUUACCGUGGCAGCAGAACAUCAGGCUCCGCCCUCCCAAGUCCCAACCAGUCCUACGUGUAGCGGGUUGAGGGCGAGGAAGGAGGGGGAAGAGCAUGAAAAGGGAGAUGUGAUGAAUGUUCCUGACCCUGCUGCCAGUGGGGUCACCAAACUUCCUCCUCCUCCUCCCAGUCCUCCUCCUGCUCAGCUCUGUGGGGUGCAUAUGGAAAAAGUGGACGUGAAGCCAGAAAAGAAACCGUUUUGGCUGGAGAACAAUCUACCUCCAAUGAUGGUGAGCAGAAGGGUGGCUUUUCAAUUAGACAACGAGAGUGUGAGCAUGGGGGACAUGGGUAACGAUGAAGAGCUGGGACACUUACCCUCACUGAGCCGAUAUGAACGCAUGCACGAACAGUACAACAGCUUUCGAGAAGACGAGGACCACUGGCAAGAUGACCUGGCACGCUGGAAGACUCGCCGCCGGAGCGCUUCACAGGAGCUAAUCAAAAAAGAGGAGGAGAGGAAACAAAUGGAGAAAAGGAUGAAGGAUGAGGAAGGUGACAGCAAUAAGAGGAAAAACAUCAAGACUUACAAAGAGAUUGUGGAGGAGAAGGAGCGCAGAGAAGCUGAGCUCUGUGAAGCCUAUCGAAAUGCAGCAACUCCAGAGGAGGCAGCCUUGGUUUUACAGCGUUAUGCUCUCCGCUUCACCAUCAGCGACGCAACACUCGACAGCCUGAAACUUCCCAGAUCCACCGCUAAAACUAAACAGGAGCAAAACCGAGAAGAAGAGGAGGAGCGCAAACUAACAUCCCCUGUUAGUGAUGCAGAGAAGCAGGAACACCUGCACAAACCAAACUCAGCUGUUGCAACAAACCAGAGACAAACACAACCUGAAUACAUAGAGACAGAUGUAAUCUCUGAACAGGAGAAGUCACGUGCCAUCCCCAACCACUCCCCAGCACCGAACGGUUCUGUCCUGACAGAAACAAACACACAGGAUGUUCCUCUGGGGUUGGGACAACUUCAGAAGCUGCCAACAGAGUCGCCACCUGCUCAUCAGGAACAGCUGAUUACAGAAGAGGCACAACCUCAGACCAAAGACGCUCCCCCUCAGAACGUACAAACAGUGUCACUCCACCCCCCUUCGCCUGUGCCCUCCAGACCCCUCCCCCUGCUGGUGGCCAAGCCUUUCUGCCAGCCCAGGAGCACGUUCUCUGGACACAAACCCAUCAAGGUGGAUGUGUUGGUGCAAGUAAAAGGAGAGGCGACGGAGGAUUUCCCUUCCCCUCUGGUCUCGCUGCAGGAAAACAAAGAUGUUUCCUCCAAACAGACAGAGGAAGAUGUUUGUCCAGAGCCGGCUGAGGAAAAAACAAACACCACGGAGCAGCCAGCGCCUCCACAGACAGAAAAAUCAGCAUCGUUUACAGGCUCUGCCAUCAGCUCCCUGAUUGGAGGACGCAACUGUAUCGUCACAACCACAAUAGUGACAGAACUCACACAGACUCACAUGGAGCCGCUUCAUCCAGAGAUCCAGAGCAAAGGACCGGAUGGGACCGCAGCAGACCAGGAGAGUGCUCUGCCAGCAGAAUCACCCAGCAGUAUUGAGGAUUAUUCCCCCACCAUCACAGAAAAUGUCGAGGAAAGCAGUGUGUCUAUUGAGACCCCCAUGUUGAACUUGGCUAAACGUGUUAAUCACUGGGUCUGGGACCCCAACGAGGAGCGUAAACGCUUGGAAAUGUGGCAGCAGGAGCAUGAGCACCUCCUACAGGAACAGUACGAGAAAGAACAAGAGAAGCUGAAGAAGGAAUGGGAGAAGGCGCAGCAGGAGGUGGAGGAAGAGGAGAGGAAACACAAUGAAGAGGAGAGGCGGAUUCUCGAGGAGACUGUUGCACCUCUUAGUCCCUCUGGUUUGCUGCAGUCUGAACACACAAGGACGGCUUUCUCAGAAAACAACAACAAAACAGCAGGAGGAACUGUGACGCCACAGCAGAAUGGGAGAAAAAUUCUCACCGGCAACGAGGAUCAGCAUUCGUCAAAGCUUCAUUUUUUUCAGGAUUCGUCUUGUGAUGGAGAAUCUUCGAAGAAACAGGAACUGUGGAAAACCGCUUCUCUGGACCGAAACCCUCAGCUGAACCAGAGUCAGAGUGUUAAAAGAUCAGGAUCACAUGAUGCUGUAACAAAUAAUCAGCCCUCCUCCCCUCCAACACCCCAGCCCCCGUCACCCAGCAGGUGUGUUAGCGGGAGGCGGCUGUGCUCCGGCUGUUCCAAACCUCUGGGAAAAGGAGCUGCUAUGAUCAUCGAUACGCUCGGGCUCUUCUUCCACGUUCAGUGUUUUAAGUGUGGAGCUUGCAACGGGCAGCUGGGCGACGCCACUACAGGGACGGAUGUACGGAUUCGCAACGGACAGCUGAGCUGCUAUGAGUGCUACAUCGCAUCUCGGGGCAGAGGUCAGCCCACUACACUAUAAUGACUCUUUUUGGAACUGGAACUUCAGUCAGAGGCGGCGACUCAACAAAUAAUGAUUCUUGAGUCCCACUCUGGGAAAAUUCAGGAAUGCUCCGAUUCUUUUGGGGACAUCAUCUUAGUCGGUUGGUUUGGACAGAGAAAUGGGACUAACAUGGACUUCAUGACAAAGAACUCAUGUUGUACUUUUUAAAAGUUCACAUGUAUACAAUAAUUUUAAUUUGUGUAGCAUGACUAAAUCAGUGUGCUUAGAGGAUUUCUCAUUCUGAACGUUAAUUGUGGAUCUCCUCCGUCAUCAGCAAGAGCUGAAAAAUAACUGGUUUCUAAAUUCUGACUCAGUAAUUCCUGCUUCUGCCCUGAUUAUGUGACUCCACUCAAUAAGUGUGAUGGUUUGUGUUGGAUAACCUGCAGUAGCCUGGCCAUAACUUCCUGUUUAUUUUGGCUUUGCUUUACUGUUAAGCAUGGAGAGCUGUUUAAGUUAAUGUGAGCAUUACUCAGUGGAUCAUUGGUUUCUCAGCGCUGGAGCUUAAACUGCUGUACAUCGUUACUUUCAUUUUAAACUGUUAGAACAUUUUUCUUAGUAAUUCUAAUACAAAUAUGCAUGUUAUUAAGUAAUAAUAUAAACUAUUUUCCCUUGUUGAUGUUUUAUCUUUAUGUUUGUUCUCAUAGACUGAAUUUAAAUCAGUGCCUUAUGUAACGAAUGCAAAGGUGACCUCUGGGUCUAGGCACAAUGUGUGUGUGCGCGAGUGUGUGUGUUUACAGAAUAGAUAUGAACUCUGUGUGAUUGGACCUGAAGCACAAUCUCAUACCAGCAAAAAACAAUGUUGUAAGACAUCAGCCCUUCCUAAUCACCUGCUGUUUUCUUCCAACUCCUCUAAUGAACUAAACCAAUGACAGAAAUAUAUUUGAAGCUUCCUCGUCAACAACUUUUGUCUCAUGACUAUUUGAGAUGUCCUACCGUCUCCCCUCGUCUGCCUCUCGUCACAAGCGUUGCCUCACCAGAAUAAGAGCUGAGCUACUUUCUCCUCAGCACCUCUUCAUCUUUCAGACGAACAUGCUUGUUUUAUAACCUCUGUAUGUUUAUCAAUAAAGUAUUUUAAACGGG
Messenger RNA from Nothobranchius furzeri (turquoise killifish), 6403 nucleotides. Its product is annotated as LIM and calponin homology domains-containing protein 1. Gene Ontology annotation, molecular function: myosin II head/neck binding. Gene Ontology annotation, biological process: positive regulation of stress fiber assembly; regulation of focal adhesion assembly. Lineage: Eukaryota; Metazoa; Chordata; Actinopteri; Cyprinodontiformes; Nothobranchiidae. Gene Ontology annotation, cellular component: stress fiber. The record is from RefSeq and is a predicted model, not a curated record.